AUGCCUGAUACCGUUGAUCCCCUUGCCGACACAGCCUUUUAUCUCCUCCUUUCUGGCGUCAUUAUCUUCAAUAGCCUGAAUCACUUCGUUAUUCGCAAAGAGUCGUGGUUCCAAAUCAGCCUCAACGGAACCAGUCUCAACACUCGUGAUGUCGCCGAAAUUGCUGAACGUACUCCAAUCACUGUAUGUGAACGGACAGUUAUCGCAGUAGGUGGCUGCGUUGGCAUCGCCUCAUAUGUUGUCACCUUCGCCAGAAGUAUUGCUACAACCAUCAAGGAUCUGUCCAACGGGGGAAACUGCAACGCUAUGCACGGCACCUUUGAAGGCCUGAAGUGGACUUACUACUCCACUGGCCGGAACUGUGAUACCACUGCUCAACAUGAUACCAUCGCUGGUGCUAUCAAAAAAUACCUGAACAAUGUCGAGCACAACGAUAUUUGCGGUACUCAGUGCCUUCGCAUGGACCAUGGUGGAACCUGGGAUGGAUGGUUGAAGCUGGCCCCCGUUGGUAGCUUCAACGAGAUAUGCCUACUGUGGUCCCUCUUUGUCCGUUGA
Messenger RNA from Aspergillus fumigatus Af293, 555 nucleotides. RefSeq lists its product as uncharacterized. The record is from RefSeq and is a predicted model, not a curated record. Lineage: Eukaryota; Fungi; Ascomycota; Eurotiomycetes; Eurotiales; Aspergillaceae. The coding region runs from base 1 to 555 and encodes 184 amino acids. The transcript has 2 exons.